Adelges cooleyi (spruce gall adelgid) is the source of this 1877-nucleotide messenger RNA. RefSeq names its product nocturnin-like. The record is from RefSeq and is a predicted model, not a curated record. The transcript is spliced from 2 exons. Gene Ontology annotation, molecular function: 3'-5'-RNA exonuclease activity. NCBI's taxonomy places the organism in Eukaryota, Metazoa, Arthropoda, Insecta, Hemiptera, Adelgidae. Bases 169 to 1365 code for a protein of 398 amino acids.
CACAUCAUUAUUAACUAAGAUAACUGAGUUUUUAAAUAUUUUUAACUAAACGCUUAUAAUUACAUUUUCAUAUAUAUCACUGGCUAUCGUUCGCACGUAAAAUUUAAUUAAUACUUACGGUCGCAACGAUUUAUAUUUUUCCCAUAACAUUUCAUUUGUUCGGUAAUAAUGAUUUUACAAAAAAUUGCGUUUGUUAUUAUUGCAAAGCUAAUCAUUGCUCAAGGAAGAAUUUCAGACGGUGAGGGAGACCACAAAGAUAAAAAUUUGGAAUUUAAACCUGAAAUGACAAGUAAAGAACUGUUGGAUUUUUGUCAUAGUCACAGCACAUAUGUCAGAGACACGUGUUCUCAACGGAUCCGAAGAAAGUCCACUUUAGAUUUAAAUUGGACUAAUCAUAGAGCGAACUCGGAAAAUGGGUUGAGGGUAAGGGUGUUACAAUGGAAUAUUCUAUCGGAUGUCUUAGGCCUAUAUAAAGAUAACUUUAGUAGAUGUCCUACUGAAGCAUUGGAAUGGGUUUACCGGCGAUGUCUAAUACUCGAUGAAAUGUUUGCCUAUGAACCCGACGUUAUGUGCUUACAAGAAGUCGACCACUUUGAUUUCUUUAAUAGAGCCUUGGCCACUCAGUCGUAUAGUGGUGUAUUUGUACCCAAAAAGCGUACACCUUGUAUUGGGAUAAAAGGAAAUAAUGGACCGGAUGGCUUAGCAAUAUUUUACAAUAACAAUAAAUAUGAGCUCUUAGAAAAACACAAAUGGAACUUUUAUCACUUAGCAAGAGGUAGUCGACAGGUGGCAUUAUUAGUUAUACUGAGAGAUAAAAGUUCGGGAGUUAAGUUCUGUGUUGCCACCACUCAUCUCAAAUCACAAAAAGGUAUAAGAGAGUCAGCUUUACGAAACAAACAAGGCGAAGAUCUUUUGAAAUUUGUAUCUAAACACGCUAAACGCUGUCCUACUAUUAUAACCGGUGAUUUCAACGCUGAACCCAUCGAACCCGUAUAUAAGACUAUGUGCAGUAACCCUAAAUUCAGAUUGGAUAGCGCAUACAAUUUACACGGUAAAGAAUCAGAAUAUACAACAUGGAAGAUCAGGGCCGAAGAAGGUGAAGUUAAAGAAACUCUUGACUACAUAUUUUACACUCCAAAGUACCUAGCUGUAAGUACCAUAAUCACCAUGCCAGAAGAAAAAAGUGUUGACGAAAACAGAUUUCCCUCGUUUGCCUAUCCUUCCGAUCACUUAUCAUUAAUUGCUGAUUUUACCUUUAACAAAAUACACAUAACUACGGACUUGAUUGACCAAAUAUUGUCCUAUAUUGAAGAUCUACAAUCAUUAUUUACCACUAUUAUUAAAAAGCUAUACACAAAAAAAUGACUAGCCAGCCUAAAUUUAAAUUCCACAAAUGUUUUCAUGUUAUUAUUAUUACUUUUUUAAAGCUGAUACUUGGCUUUAAGAGUGUAAGUGACAAGUGUAAAUUAGUUAUCACAAAAAAAAACCUAGUUAAUGAAGUAGUAUUCUAAUUCUUAUAUUAAACUAAUUAAACAAAUUUUAAAUGCAAUUCAGCUUGGACUCGCAUAUAUAAUACGGAGUACGAUGAAAUGAAAAUGAAAAUUUUAAGGAUUUACAAUUAAGCAGUAAAGAAGACAGCUGUGCGUUUUUAAUUUGUAUUGUAUUAAAAUGAGAAUUGUAUUUACUCUCCUUUACUUCCAAGUGGUCCAACCUCCUACAAUCUUUAGGUAGAACUGAUUGGGUUUCCCAUCCUACUACAUCAUUAUUAAUCUAUAAGUCAAUGAUUAAGUCUUAGAUCUUGACUAUUGUUCUUAAAAAAAACAAAAAAAUACUAUAUAUACUUUAUCUUAAUCAAACGUUUCUCGUCAUUUUUUUUU